UAUGUUUUCAACAAGAACAAAAACACAGUAUGGCCCACCGUAAUAUGUGCAAUACGAUGUGAAAUGGUAAAAUGUCUAGCGCGCGAGUUUUUUCAGAAUGUGUUCCUAUUUUAUAUUCUGUAGAAUGUAUUGCUGCAUUUAAAUCUGCUCGCACUUUUCAUCAUUUUCUUCAUGGUCGGUUUCUUACCACCUUGAAUACUCUUCCGAACUACUACUAGUGAACAUUUGUAAGCUGUGAAUACGUUUCGGAAUCUACUCCACGAUGAAACGACGAGAAGGCGCAACUCGCAAACAAGUACUUGACAUUGACAAUACAUCAGCCUGGACAAACAAGUACCACAAUGGUGUCAGCAACGCUUCUUCCAAUCCAUUGUCAAAAUUAGUUGGUGGAUAUGCUUCCGAUUCUGAUGAUGAUGAUGAUGAAAAUUCCAAAACUAAAAGCUCUCUUGAUGCCAAAGUUAAAGAAUUUAUGAAGGAGGUUGAAUCCAAAACAAAUGAAGAUGCCAGUGUCAUCUCAUGUGCUUGGCAGGAAAUUUAUGAUGAAAGUACAGGAUAUCCGUAUUAUUGGAAUAUGAACACAAAUGAAGUAACGUGGGAACCUCCUCCUGAGUUGGUUGCUUACCAGGCAGCUGUAGCGGCAAAGCUUGCUCAAACUCAAGCUAAAGAGAAGGCUCAGGCCCAGCAAGCGCAAUGGGCUGUUGAGCAGGCUGCCCUCGGUCUCACGCCAGAAUAUCCCUCUUCGCCAAAAAAAAUUCCACCUGCUGCACCUAGUUUAAAGAGUAUUCCCAAGAGCACUAUAGUGCCUGUAUCUCUGCAUUUGGGAAAGCAACGUAAGCGUGGACCCAAGAAACGACCAGCAAGUGAAUCCGAUGAUGAAAAAAUUGAGAUGAUAACGUCAUGGGUUGAUGAAGAGAGUGAAGAAGAAGAUGAGCUCAAAAACAGUACAAACCUAGCAAAUGAUGACAAGAAAAUUAGUAAAGGCAGCUCCAUGAAAUGUGCUCAGUCCCUUCCAAAUCUAUCCUCUAGUAACCGAAAGCCCGCCAAACCAUCGAAACCGGCACCUCCACCAGUUAUAUUUGGCCCUCAGCUUCCUGCUCCUUUACCAGAAUAUAACUUAUCUAGUAAAUCAAAACGACGAAGUCGAAAUGGGUCCAUAGAAGAGGAGGUUGAAUCCAAAGUUGUUAUUCAAAAGCUAAGAAGACUUAAAACAGAGUCUGAUGUGAUUGUUGGCACAAGAGAGAGAGUUCCAAUAAGGAAAUCACUUGACAGAAGUAGAAGUGGCAGCCCCAACCCCAAUAGUUCUAAAACUAGAUUAGGAGAUAGCGGUAGUUUAAGAGAUUCUUCUUCAGAGAAAUCUGUUCUCAAUAGUUUACAGAGACAAGUAAAACUACUCAAGGAUCUAGGUGGUAAUGUUCCCAAUGAUAUUCGAGAUCUCCUUACCUCGGCAUCAAAGUCUCCUAUGUCAGCGGCAGUGACAGCUGACAGUAUUAUUGCUAUGAUAGAAAUGGAGCAACCACCAGAUCACAAACAAGAUGGUAAAUUGUUGUCUACCUUGCAAGCAGCAGAAGAGAGGGUUCAGAAGGCUUUGCAAAAAAUUCAGUCUGAAAAUUUAGCUAAUGGCAGUGAUAAAGCUGAAAAUCAAGGCAAGAAACCAACAUCUUUUGCCUUGAUUGCUGGUUAUGGUGAUGAUUCAGAUCCAGAAGAAACAAUGGACUCUGAUUCCUCAACCGAUGCCAAAGAUAAGCCUCAAGUAAAAGAAAAAGCUUUGUUUCCUAUUGUAAGCUUGGAAGAAAAUCCUAAGGAAGAUGAAGCUAGCAAACCUCAAGGGAAAGAAGUGGGGUCAGAUUCCAUAUCUGCCUUCAAAGCAACUUUAGAAGGCUCCUCGAAACCACAACUCGUUGUUGAUCAGAGCCUUGUUCUAAAGCGCAAAAAACGUCUUGAUAUUGGCCCGGUGCAUGUCCAGCCCAAACUUAACAGCAAUACAAUUGAAGUCUCUGAAGAGCCGUCUAAAAUGAAGGGAAAUAAUGAAGGGUCAACAAGUUACACAACUCUAUGGUCAAACAGUUCUACAUAUGCAAGUGAUCCCACUGCUAAUGAUAGACGUGGCUUUGGCUUCCCAUCUGCUGAAGAAGAAGCAUCUCAACAAAGCAAACCUAAGAAAGGAAAAAUUCAAUUCAUUAAGGCAGAGACAAUUAGCAUACAACAGGAAGAAAGUGGGAAUGUGAGGGAUGGUGAAAAAGAAGCUGACAAUGGAGCUGCAACUAUUAAACCUUGUGAAGAUGGGGAACUUCAUAGCGGAUUAUCAUCUUUGGCACAACUUGUGAAAGCUAAGCUCCAGUUUCUCAGUGAGGGCAAGGAACCAGUGUCCCCCGUGCAAGCAAUGGCUAUUCAGAUUGAGACUUUGGUGUCUGCUUGGAAUGCAGGAGCACUUACUGAUUCCUUUCUUCAACGCUGGCUGCAGAGCACGGGGGCUGAACUGGUCCAGUUGGAACGUGCUGCUGCACCACAAGGCUGGGCCGUGCAAUGGGAUAGGUGCAACAUGAGGCAGCGACCUCCUAGGCUGUGCUGUGUGUUGAAACUUCACCAGUCAGCACUUUCUUGCUUGUCGGCGCUUUCAUCUGAAUAUCUUUCUAUUUUGAGUGUGUUGGAGUACAAGCGGUAUUUUUACUGCAACCUGGCCACGAAAGACACCCAGUGGGAUUAUCCUGUUUUGCCUGGAGAUGACCUGGAGAAGACUGAAAAACUGGAGGAUACAUCUAAGCCUUUGCUGAGAGUGGCAACCCCACCCCCUGAUGAUGAGGAUGCAAUGGAGCUGUGUACAACUCCUCCACCUGAGGAGGAAACCGACUGUCUUAUAGAAUCACGACCACCCAGUCCUCCUUUAAAACCUCCACCUUUGAAGAAACCCAAGACUGAUGAAAGUCAUUUGUGUGUUUCAGCCGAGACCAAUGUAAAUGAGGCUGUGGAGAGGCACUUGUCGCCACCGUGCCCUGCCAGCCAGCCCCCUCUGCCUGCAGCCCCGCAACCCCCUCUGCCCUCGUCGCCACCCCCGCCCCCUCCAGACGCGCCUCCUCCACCUCCUCCUCCAGGAACUCCGCCACCCUUGACUCCUCCACCCUCUACCUCCCGUCCCCGCAUGGCCGAACACGGUGAGCCGCUUCCGCCUGGCGUCGACAGUCCUGACAUACCUUUUGUCCCCGUCCGCCCCUCAAUGCCCCCCACACCCCUGUCCAUGGCCGCGGAGAUGGCAGUGGGCCCCCACCUGACGCUCAACCCGUUGCAGAGUGUCGGCCCUCUCCACCCAGGUUCGGUCCUCGGCGUGUCCGUGCUGUCCGGGGUGCCCACCAUGGCCAUUCCCUACUCAGGAAGCGUAGGUGUGUCAAACUCGUACGUUGCGCCACCCCCGACCGAGGCCAUGCUGGCAUCGUACAAUCAUGCAACCGCUGUGGAUUACAUGGGUUACAUGGGUGUAUAUGCAGGACCUGCAGGCCCAAUGCCAGUGACGAGUGUUGCUGCACCUCCAUUAGCUUACAGUGGACCUGCACCACCCACUCACCAGCAAGUGCAUUUGCCACAUCGUAAGAAAGAAGCAUUGAUGUCAGAGCUGAGCUCUUUCUAUUCUGAUAUUGCCUCAUUAGACUCUAACUCUAGAGAUGCUGUGGAUGAUGAUACAUCUCAGGAUACUACACCUUUAGAGCAACCUCUUUCAAAGUCAUCAACGCCCCCUGUAUCUAAUGUACCAGCCAACAUUAUUAACUCUGAAGAAUCUACUAAACAGUAUCAACCUGAGGCAUCAACACAGAUUUUUCAGAAAAGUCAUACUUUAACUCAAGAAAAUUCCUUUGACAGUUCAACAAAGAAGAAAAAGAAGACAAAAUUGGCACCAGGUCUUACACUUAAGAAGAAAGGAGUUUCUAACAUGGUAGCUAAAUGGCAGCAAGUCCAGCAAGAGGCAUGGAAAGAUUAUCAAGAUGAAGAAAGUGUAGAAUAAGCAAUCUAGUUAUUAAUGUAUCCAAUAUUUUAAAUUGAAAGUUUCAUGUAAAUAAAUUGUUACAUAUUAGUGAAAUUAAUACAUUUAAAAAUUUUAGGGA
Molecule: messenger RNA, 4091 nt
Organism: Frankliniella occidentalis (western flower thrips)
Lineage: Eukaryota; Metazoa; Arthropoda; Insecta; Thysanoptera; Thripidae
Product: histone acetyltransferase KAT6A
Exons: 15
Coding region: 263-3991 (1242 amino acids)
Molecular function (GO): protein binding
Source: RefSeq, a predicted model, not a curated record